CUAUUUCCAGAGCGUUUCCAGGUGGUAGUGAGAGGCAACGGCUUUCUCCAUGCCAGGAACACGGACCAAGUCCUCUGCAGCUUCAAGCUCAACGACACCCACUCUCUGGAUGAGAAGCCGGUGGGCAUCGAAGACACCUUCCUGCUCUGUCCCGCGCCCGUCAUAGAGGAAGUGGGGAGAAUCAUCUUCCUGCAGGUGAGCAUGAACGAAGGCCUCUCCUACAUCACCAGCUCCGUGCACAUCACCACCACUGAGUGUUUCGAUGGCACCAUGGUGUUGGUCUCCCUGCUGGUUCUGUUCCUGCUCCUGGGGGUCAUGCUGAUGUGGUGGCUCUGGCCCCUCUGCUGCACGCUGGUCAUCAAAGAGCCCCCCCCCCCACCCCCGCCGGAGCCAGAAUCAGACGAUGAGGACGGGAUGCCCAAGAAGAAGUGGCCCACGGUGGACGCCUCCUACUACGGGGGUCGCGGAGUCGGGGGCAUCAAGCGCAUGGAGGUGCGGUGGGGGGAGAAGGGCUCCACUGAGGAGGGGGCCAAGCUGGACAAGCCCAAGAACGCCGUGGUCAAGAUGCCCGACCAGGAGUUUGAGCCGUACGAACCCAAAGCACGCAAGCCCCCCCGCCGGCCCCCGCAGCAGAGGAGAUGGUACACUCCCAUCAAGGGGAAGCUGGACGCUCUGUGGGCUCUGUUCAGGAGGGGCUACGACCAGGUGUCCCUGAUGAGACCGCAGCCAGGGGACCAGGGCCGCUGCAUUCGCUUCCACCGGGUGCAAGGGGAGGAGUCUAUCCCGGUCGGAACCUCCCCCCCUCACCAGGCGCUGCUCCGGCUCCUCCCCCCCCCCCAGGCCCCUCCCCCUCCUCUCCACGCCCACUCCCCCCCCCCUCCCCCUCCUGAGCAGCAGCCCCUGGUCUCGUCGUCGGUGCCCCGCGCCAAACCGCCCACCAGGGGCCCGCGCACCACGCCCCCCCCCCAGGGCCACGCCCCCCCCCAGGGCCACGCCCCCCUCCAGGGCCCCCCCGCCCAUGAUGCCGGCUGCCCCCGGCCCCCCCCCCCGCCCGCCUGCCCCCGGGGGCCCCGGGCCCGCCCCCUUCGCGACCCCCACCCAGACUCUGAUUCUGUAAUGCGUGGGGGGGGCAGAGAGAGGGAGGGUAUUAUGCACACGGAGCUUUGUCCCCGCGCUCGUAUGCGCUCAUAAACACCCCACCCUCAGCGGAGUCUCCCGCUCGGAGAGAGAGAGAGAGAGAGAGGCGUUCUCUGGGGGAGACGGGGGCUCUCGUUGAGGAGCUCAUAGUAGAACUGCAACCUGUAGAAAUAUUAAAAUACCAAAAAAAAAGACAGGUUGUUUAUACGAGGUUUCAUAGUCGCUGACUAAUGCGGCCAAUCGAUGGUUACAUGUCAUACACACAUAUACAGAAGUGACGGAGGAGGGCAUUAAGAGGUGGAAGUGCAUGUUUGAUAGCAGUGUCUGCUAUCAGUUAGGAGUUGAUGCCGUUGGAAUGUAAUUUUGGUUUUAGAAAAGUAUUUGUUUGUGAGGGAUGAUACAGCUGGGGCUGUAAGAGUAAGUAGCAAAUGUAAAUCAAUCUUUAAGGUUUUUGAUAAGCCUUUACAGGGGGUGUACAGCAUGAGUACAUCGACCACUUAAUCAAAAAGCAAAGAGAAUCAACCACUCAAACUAGGAAAAUGUGUUUUUCAAACAGCUUUGUUCAAAGAAACUAUUUGUUUUUGUUUUUUUUGUAAGUGAAUAUAAAUGCAUCUUGUAACUGCAGGGCAGUUGUACCUAUUUAUUUCUAUACAGGCCCUUGUAUGCACCUGCUCUAGUCAAUGGGGGUUGUAUAAAGUUCUGAGGUCCAAUAGGUAAGACAGGAGGAUUCUAUCAUUCCAUCACUUUACGGCCGUCUGUCUCCUAAAGUGAGAUACUGCAUACUAGCUCUCCUUAAUUGCAUUUACUAAUGACUGAAAUGAUGACGCAUCGUUUCUGUAUUAACACGCAUUUUUGUCUUUAAUUAAAAAUGUAUUUUAUAUUGCGAAAGUGAUUAUUUCAAGUAGACUGCAAAACCAAUAAAAUCUUGAAAUAUAUGGAUUCA
Molecule: messenger RNA, 2080 nt
Organism: Gadus macrocephalus (Pacific cod)
Lineage: Eukaryota; Metazoa; Chordata; Actinopteri; Gadiformes; Gadidae
Gene: antxr1d
Product: ANTXR cell adhesion molecule 1d
Cellular component (GO): membrane
Molecular function (GO): signaling receptor activity
Source: RefSeq, a predicted model, not a curated record